Messenger RNA from Botrytis sinoallii, 1917 nucleotides. RefSeq lists its product as uncharacterized. Bases 1 to 1917 code for a protein of 638 amino acids. The record is from RefSeq and is a predicted model, not a curated record. Lineage: Eukaryota; Fungi; Ascomycota; Leotiomycetes; Helotiales; Sclerotiniaceae. The transcript is spliced from 4 exons.
AUGGAUUCAAGCCAGGCGCAAUCCCGCCAUUCUUUUCAACCACAAUCUUCUUUUGAUUUUAAUCAAAAUAACAAGUUCAGAGGAGAUUGUCCCCCACGGUCAUUUCCACCAGCUUCUACCAUGGAUCCCAACGAGAUGUCUAUGAAGCAAGAACCUAUAGGAUUAGGUAUGUGGUCAACAACAACACCACCAAAUCCAACCAUCAGACCUCGUCCUGCCACCAUACAUGAGACGGGGUUCUCAUACUGCAUGCCAGAGCAGGGCAACUAUACUUUACCAGCAUGGGACUCUUCGACGAUGCCAAUGCAGCCAAUGCACAAUGGGCUUUCUCAAGAUUAUGCAGUUCAUCAAGAUUUCUUUCCACAAUCAUCGGUUGGCGACCGUGAACAGCAUCAGAAUCAUACUGUUUCCGUCAACAGCAAAGCUUUCUCUGAAUUCGAUUUCACGGAUCAUUGGAACACGAAACCUUGUGACGACGGUAUGGAAAUGCAAGGUCUGGAUACAGACAUGCACAUGGGCCAAGCUUAUACGACGGACGAGGCCGUACCAAUUCUCGAUCUGAGAUGUGGACCUGGAAUGGACUCUGAUCGACCUAGUUUGGAGCGACCAUGGAGUUCGCGGAGGAUGUCUGGCUCUUCCUUCACAUUGUCAACCACGGGGGCUCUUUCUGAAAUGCCAUCAUACGAGGAUUUUUCAACUACAUUGUCAGAAGCACCUUCUUUCACUUCAGAGUAUCCGCCUCUAUCAAAUAGAAAUUCUUUGAUGUCGUCAACACAAUUGUCGCCAGUAGCAUCCCCUAGAAUGACCCCACAAAAUAGAUCCGAAUUGGUAAGAACUCAAAGUAGAGGCAGAGCAUCUCCCUCACCUCGGCCUAGUAUGCGCUCAGCACCAUAUAAUAUGGAUAGCAAUAGAAGCAAGAGGUGGUCUACGGGAUCAUACGCUCCUGCACCGAGUAGACGCCCUUCUCCAUUCGUCUACCAUCAGGGUCAAGAAUCAUUUCAAUCUCCUCACCAACCUCAAAUGUCAUCCCGGCAUUCUUCACCAACGAUAUCUAAUCCCCAUUUGCCUCUCAACAUGGUCAACUUACAGACGCAACAACAUCCAUUUAUGAUGGCCAACAACCUAGCUUAUCAACGGAAUAGUAUGCUUUUACCUUCUCAUUCAUACCAUGAGCCCCAUCAAUUUGACACCCCACCUCCUUUACUUUCUCACGGUCUCUUCCGCAUGCUUCAAAGUAACGCAGAUCCACAUGCAUUACAUACUCAUUACUCUGAUUUGAGUGAUCCCCCUGAUCUUUACGCGUCCUUACAUGAAGAGCAGUUGGCACCUCCGCCAGAAGAUAUGAACCCAUCGGAUCCUGAUCUCAUUCCUCACGAGCAAGAACUACGGUUUGACGGAGAUUUAUACACACCAAGAUGGGUGCGGGGCCAUGGAAACAAGAGAGAAGGAUGGUGUGGCAUUUGCAAACCAGGAAGAUGGCUCGUACUGAAGAACAGCGCAUUCUGGUAUGAUAAAAGUUUCACACAUGGUAUUUCAGCCGCAACUGGACAGCCAUUUCAAGAGCCGCAAGAAACGCGACGCAUGGACGGAAAUCCCGAUGUAUGGGAGGGUCUGUGUGGAAGCUGUAAUGAAUGGGUGGCUCUAGUCAGUAGCAAGAAAAAGGGAACCACUUGGUUCCGACAUGCUUACAAAUGUCACACUCAUCCGAAGAUUAAAGAUGCACCGAAACGCCGACGUGAAUCUAGUCACUCUCGUGCCCUCGGCGCUUCGAAUAUGGCGAAAUCAAAAGCUCACGAUUCUAUUACUUCGAAUCCGCACCAAUCUUCACCAAUGACACCUAGUGUUACUUCGACACCUCGGUAUCAGAGGAAGUCAGCGUUAGGUAGUCCGAUAGAUGACUUGAGUCCUAUGAUAUAA